Molecule: messenger RNA, 273 nt
Organism: Trichomonas vaginalis G3
Lineage: Eukaryota; Parabasalia; Trichomonadida; Trichomonadidae
Exons: 1
Coding region: 1-273 (90 amino acids)
Source: RefSeq, a predicted model, not a curated record
AUGGACACAGACACAGGCAUGCACCAAAACCAACACAACAACCAACAGUUCAAAAUCCAGCACAACAACAACAACCAACAAUUCAAAAUCCAGCACAACAACCACCUCCACAACCAGCACAACAACCACCUCCACAACCAGCACAACCAGCACCACAACCAAAACCAGCACAACCAGCACAGCAACCAACAGUUCAAAACCCUGCACAACAACAACCACAACCAGAGCAAGGACAUAAAAGAAGUAGAGAACAAGGAAACCAAGAAUUCUUAA